This is a messenger RNA of Nannizzia gypsea CBS 118893, 1308 nucleotides long. RefSeq names its product phosphoglycerate mutase family domain-containing protein. The transcript is spliced from 2 exons. NCBI's taxonomy places the organism in Eukaryota, Fungi, Ascomycota, Eurotiomycetes, Onygenales, Arthrodermataceae. The record is from RefSeq and is a predicted model, not a curated record. Gene Ontology annotation, molecular function: phosphatase activity. The coding region runs from base 1 to 1308 and encodes 435 amino acids.
AUGGGCAAACCACGAUUAAUCAUCCUGAUCCGGCAUGGGCAGUCAGAAGGGAACAAAAAUCGAGAUAUCCAUCAGACAAUCCCUGACCAUCGCAUCAAGCUUACUCCCGAAGGCCAUCGACAGGCACUCGAAGCCGGCCGCAGGCUGCGUGAGAUGCUACGGCCUGACGACAAGAUACACUUCUUCACAUCUCCAUACCAGCGGACGAGAGAGACCACAGAAGGAAUCCUCAAGUCUCUCACCUCCGAUGAUCCUUCGCCGUCACCGUUUCCCCGCCAGGGCAUCCAGGUAUACGAAGAACCACGACUGAGAGAACAAGACUUUGGCAAUUUCCAACCAUGCUCUGACGAGAUGGAGCGCAUGUGGCAGGAGCGUGCAGACUAUGGACAUUUCUUCUACCGUAUUCCCAACGGGGAGUCAGCGGCGGAUGCAUAUGAUCGAGUGAGCGGCUUCAACGAGUCCUUAUGGCGGCUAUUUGGAGAUAACGACUUUGCCAGUGUCUGCGUGCUCGUUACCCAUGGUCUCAUGACUCGUAUUUUCUUGAUGAAGUGGUAUCACUUCAGUGUUGAAUACUUUGAAGACCUCCGAAAUAUUAAUCACUGCGAGUUUGUGGUUAUGCAGAAGAACCCGGACAACGGGAAAUACAUACUACGGAACAAGCUACGGACAUGGUCUGAGCUGAAAAAGGAAAGAGAAAGAGAGCGUGAGGCUAAUAACAUGCCAUUAAUGUCCCCCACAAGCCCGAGAAGGAUAUGGGGUGGAUGUCCUGACGGGUGUGACCAUGCUCGUCACAAGCACCGAGUAACAAAGAGAUCACUGAACCAGAGUACUUCAACAACCGGGCUAGUGACCGGAGUUGAGAGGACCAACAGCAUGGGGAAAGAAGUGGAACUAGACGACCGGUACCAGAACGACGAGGAAGAUGAAGAGGGAGAAAAUGACGAGGGGGACACAGCGUUAGUGGACGAGCCUGUUUUACAGAUCAAGUCCACAGUCUCACUGAGCCAAGAGGUCAGGCGCGGUAAACCACCUCGCACCAUAGAUAUACCUCGUCUAGGCGGCCGAGAUGCUGGAGGCUCAAAUAGUGGUGUAUCAACAGGCCAGGUAUCACCAUUACCAGAUAAACUUGAUGGUUCUGCAGCCCCGAGCAACAAUGGCGAUGGAGGUGUUCGCCAGGGGUCCAGUUUGAAGCACAGCCACGAACGCAAUUUUGAUAGAGACGACGAUUACCCUAACGAAGACGAGGAGGAUUUGGAAGAUGAACGAGCCAGGCUUGAAGAACAGAGCGUCCAGGGAAGCGUAUACUAA